Messenger RNA from Bemisia tabaci, 4705 nucleotides. RefSeq names its product Serine_rich_CAS and FAT-like_CAS_C domain-containing protein p130CAS (gene p130CAS). NCBI's taxonomy places the organism in Eukaryota, Metazoa, Arthropoda, Insecta, Hemiptera, Aleyrodidae. Gene Ontology annotation, molecular function: protein binding. Gene Ontology annotation, cellular component: plasma membrane; cytoplasm. Gene Ontology annotation, biological process: cell migration; cell surface receptor protein tyrosine kinase signaling pathway. The record is from RefSeq and is a predicted model, not a curated record.
GCUAUUGUAAACAUUGCAGCUUUUUGAUAAGGAAAAGUAGUGUUUACAUUAUUUGUAGGAAUAUUUUACUACGAUUUCACACAACUAUUACUAUUUGUGCCCAGCAGGAGUGUUCUUUUUGUGCUAAAAUAUCAAGGUUCCUUAACAAUCACCGUGCUACUGAUUUUCUCCUCACCUUAAUUGUAUUUUCUUUUGUCAGAUGUUCAGAUGGCCCUUACCGAUGUAGGCAAGCAUAUAGGUAGAUCUGGUUUUUUCUUAUAAUUUCGAAGCCUUACAAAUAAUUCUUUAGGUUCAGAUCAAUUAGUCCUACUACUUCUUUUUUGCCUGUAAUCAUUCUUAUUUUAUGUGUUGUAUGUGUAUUGAAGACUCUCUGAUCUGUUGCCCCACUCAAUCUAACCUAACAGCAAAAUGUAGGAGGUCUAUGAACGUCUAUAAACAUAUUCUCCAAUAAUAUAACUGUAACUUCAAAGCUCAUCUCGCAUCAAAAAUGCCUCAGCUUCAAGAUUCAGUUUCUGCAGGAAAUUCUCAAAAUUGCGUUGCUCGAGCGCUUUAUGAUAAUAUAGCCGAAUCUCCAGAUGAACUUGCCUUUCAAAAAGGAGAUAUAUUGACAGUUCUUGAGCAGAAUACAAGUGGUCUCGAAGGAUGGUGGCUGUGUGCCCUGAAAGGUCGACAGGGUAUCGUUCCAGGAAAUCGUCUUCGCCUCUUGGCAGGCAUUUAUGAAACAGGAUCAGAUUUCAAUACACUCCAAAGACAAGGCAAAAGGCGAUCUUGGCAUGUCCAACCGAAUAAAGUUCUUACACCUCAAAAAUUUGGUGAUGUUUACUUGUAUGACAUGCCAACAAGCAAAACAUCCAUGGGUCAGGAGCAAUAUGAUGUUCCACCGUCAGCUCAUGUUGCAGUUGUUGACACUCCGCAUGAUUGUUUUUCAACGCACAGUAGCGAGUCUUACUCUCGGCCAAAUAGCGGUAGUAGUAUCAGUGACAGCUACGACACACCUCGGCCGUUGAUGACCUCUAGCAUUCAGCAGCAAAAUAGCCCAGCCUAUGAUACCCCUCGCCCUCUCAGGGUCGAUGAUAGCUAUGAUAUUCCUCGUCCUAAUGCUCCAGUAUCAUUUCAAGUAGCGCAGUCCCUGCUCACCCCAAGUAGCUCAAUCUCAUCGUUAAACACCAAUACAACAGACUCACUUUCGGGUCCAAGCUCCAAUCGAUCAAGUUUUAUUCCAGAGUAUGAUGUACCCCGAGGAAAACCAAUCGGGGGUCAACUGCAACUUCACCAGUUACUCGCUGACCAGAAUUAUGAUGUUCCAUCAACCAAUCCUCAGCAUCGUGAGUUACCCUUGGAACUGAACUCAGCCCUAGAAUGUCUAGCGCGCUUGGAAAGCGAGGCAACUACAGCUAUUUGCAAACUACUUGGUUUUGCUGGUCCUCAGUGGCGUGAAAGAGAAAAGUUAGAAUCGAAGUUAAUGGACAUUAAAUUAGUUGUACUUCGACUUCAAACUUCUCUACAUGACCUGACUGAAUUUGGUGAAGGUGCUCUCGGAAAUGCCAUGAAAAAUUUUGACAAUGGUUUAGCCGGUAAGCUACGACCAAUGGUCAAAGCCUUGAAAAAUGCUGACUUCCUCAUUCAGAGUGCAUGUGCUUCUCUUGAGGCCCAAGAUUGGUCUAUUGAGAAGUUAGCAAAAGAAAGUGACUACGCUGUACCGUUUAAAAACAAGCCCAACGGAUUUGAUGCUCUGGACCAAAUCGUUUCCUGCGCCAAAGAUCUCACAGAAGAUGUCCGACAGACAGCUAGCUUCAUUCAGGGCAAUUCAACUCUACUAUUCAAGAGAAGUGAAAACACCUCACCAGAUGACUACGACUAUGUUAAUUUAGACAAAGCACAUCACAAAGAAGUACUGGAGUCUCUUCCACCUGAACUUCAAAAAUCGUACUCUCUUCUGAUCAAACAGGCAAAAUCUGUUGACCUACCUGAUGUCAGCGACGAUGGAGAAAGUUUCAAUUCUGAUAAACAGGUUCUCUCAUUUUACGCAAUCCAAGCGUCUACGCAUGCCUCUCAACUGAUGCAUGCUAUUGAUGCAUUUCUUCAGACUGUUGAACAUAACCAACCUCCGAAAGUAUUCCUUGCGCAUGGCAAAUUCGUCGUCUUGAGUGCACACCGUCUGGUCUACAUUGGAGAUACUGUCCAUCGCAACAUUAAUGACCCGGUAAUGAAAGGAAAGGUCCUCCACUGCGCUAAUGCCUUGUGCGAGUGUCUUGCAGCAACAGUCCACAAAACAAAAAAGGCAGCCAUGCAGUUUCCUAGUGUGUCCGCCGUUCAGGAAAUGGUUGACUCUAUUGUUGAUGUGUCACAUUUAGCAAGAGAUUUGAAAAUGUGCCUGGUUAUUGGCUCACAACAAAACGACUCCUAAUUUCUAAUAAUUUAAUUAUCUUUCUUUGAUUUAGGACUAGCAUUUAGUAGCUAUGUUCUUUUCCUGAUUACUAAGAAGGCAUUCUUUGAUCAGCUCAAACUGCAAGCAUGACCCAGCAAACUGGUUCUCCCUUGCUUGAAUGGUUUUCUAAAAACUCUUCUCAUUCUUAGUCUAGUCAAUGCGAGGUUAAAAACACGAGAUUUUUUGCAGCAGGAUGUUCUUUUUGCGCUAAAAUUAAAUGAAAACAGCUCUGAAUUUUGUUUUACUAUUUUGCUGGGCCCCCCUUUUUUUUCUUCUUUUUUUUAAACAGAAAACUGAAUUUAUUUAAAGGGAAAAAAAAAUUCUAAUCAAUUGUGAGAUAAUCGUUUGUAUUUUUGCCCCUGCUUUGAAUAAGUUUCCCCUUAUCGCAGUUGUUAAAAACGAAUGAAGCAUGUAUUGUAUAACUGCAUUUUUAAUGUGGGAGAAAGUUAAAGAGGCUCAAAAACUUUAGAAAAUUAUUUUCAUUGCAGUGACUUCAAGAGUGUGUCAUAUUUGGUUUGACGUCUGGUGCAAUAUUUUUGGGAAAAGAUGUAAUAUGACUAUCACCGUUCUCUUGUGGAAGUAAGUAAUGAAUUUUGAUUUGUUUGCAAAUGAUUAAGAAAUGAAGUCUCGCAUAUACUGUCUCAUUCCAAGCUAGGCCCUCCCCAUUAAAUUUAUAUUCUUAAUCAUAACUUAUGGAUGUUGCAAGGGCCAACAAAGAAAGAAGGCGUUUUGGUUAUUUUAAAACCUGAAACCCAUAUCGAAAAAACUGUGCUUACUUUAACUAAGUGAACAAGGCAUAAAAACCAAAAACAGUUGAAAUCUUAAAAGACCAAAAAAUUUAACAGCUAAAAAUAAUCAUGCUACUAAGUGUGUCUUGGGUGAAUCCCGAAACAAAUCAUUGUUGGUUUGAUUAUUUUCAGUUGUUAGUAUGUUGAUUUUUUCGAUUUUGAGUCUUUAAUUUUUUACCUCCGUUAAAUUGUUGGCUGUUGUUUUCAAUGAUAGAACCAGUACUCAGACAGUAGUAUCAGACUUUCCUAUAUAUACAUACAUAAUAAACGACUGUAUAAUGAAGCAGCUUUUAAAAUAAGUUUUAAUUAGUAUUAAUGGAUCAUCGAAUGUUCCUUCCUCCUUUCUAUUUCAUUGUACAUUUGUUCCAGACCUUUUUUACCUAACUUAUACACAAGUAUUAAAUUUUUGUUUAUUUUUUUUCUAAUCUUAUGAAAGAAUUCUAUUUUAUCUCAAGAUUUAAUCAGAUUUCCUUUUUAAAGUUUUAUCUAUGUUAACUGUUUUCCUUUUGUAUUUUUUAUUAUCGUUUUUACCUAAUUCGGUCUAUUUGAUACUUUUCUUUUUGACAUUUUCUAAGGUUAGUGAAAAAAUAUGUAGUGUCAAGAAUUGCCCACCUGAGGCUUCUUCAAGCACCCACUUCUCUGCUCUUCAAUGCAGGCUAAUACGUGACACAAUUUAAUGUUGUCCAUGUGUUUAUAAUAAGAAUUGUGAAAAUAAUGAAUCUUGUAAUAUCAGUGAAUUGUGAUAGACAAAGAUUAACAUAUUUUCAUGCCAGCAGCAUGGCAUAUUUGCAAGUCAAAUAACCCAGUAGAAUGAGUUUCUUGCAUUACAUGCUCUUUUUUAUUCAAUUUAACACCUCUAAGUGCUUUGCUGUAUGUAGCUAAUCUUUCUGUUUCCAACAGACUUGACUCAAAGAAAUUGAAUUUUUGAAGUAAUCGGAAAGACGAAAUGUUUGUAAUAUUUUUCCUAAGUUCAUCCAGAUUUACCGCAACCAUGAACAAAUUCUUCAUAAUCUUAGGCGGGGGUAAAGGAAAUUCUCCAGGGUUGACAGAAUUCUGAACCACUAGUAAAAAGAAAACUUCAGCUAAUGAGCAUCAUUGAUUUUUUUUUCUCUGUGUUUGUAAGCAGAACCUUGUCUCUAGGGUUAUAUUAUCAAGUCAUAAAAAUCUGUGAAAACCCAGAAUUUAUUUUUGAUGAUACUUUCAAGAACUUGGGUCAGAAAUCCGUCAACUGUAGUUAUUAUGGGUGUUUCUGAACUGGAUAUCUACCUACUAUGUUCCAGCUGUCUGCAUAAUGUUGUUCUGCUGAGCAGUUGAAAUAUUCAAGACGUUUCCCUUUAGAGUCAAUCUGUUCAUAUGUCAAAAGAAUAGGUAGGCAUACUAGAUAUUUAGGCAAAUGUUCAUAUCUCUAUUUUAAUUUUAAGAAUUUUCACAUGUCUCGUAGAUAAAAAUUUGAUUCUCAAAUAAACUUUGCAGCUUUUGUAACUUUUUA